AUGAACCUCAACGAUAUGAGUAAUUUAUUUUGUGUUAAUGGAUCGAAGAGAAUAAACAGAUGUCUCACGUGUAGUCCGGGGGUUAUAACAGGCUAUAGGACAGUCCACAGAUUUUGCUCAGCUAAGAAUGGUGUGGAUUUUGUUACGUUAUUGAUUAACCAGUACGGACAAGGUGGGACCUUAGACGCUCAAAACCCCUUACCUUACUGCGGGGCUUUCCUCGUCACAGAUAGAACCGAGGCGUGGGUGGUGGAAUGGACCGGGAAAUUCUGGGUCUCGAAACAAAUAACUGAGGGUGCCUACAGUAUAUCAAGUUGUAUGUCCAUUUCUAAGGAAUACGACCUAGCGUCAUCAAAGUUACAAGAACAAAGUGUGGCAUUAGGGUAUUGGUCAAAAGAAAAAUGUCCUGUAUAUUUUUCUUUGGCUUUUGGAGCAGAAUUUCCCACAUGUCUGGGUUGUGUAGAUCUGAUACACAGCGCAGGACAGGAUACUGCUACACCUGAUCAAAGUUUAUCCGUAUUUACUCCUUUUCUGUUUUCUGACAAUGUUGACAUAGGUGAUACAACACAGUCCCUUUCCAAUAAUGACAGACGUCACAUCCUGUACAAAUAUCACGAGAAAGCGUGGAAAUUUAUGUCCAGUGGAACACAGAAAGGGGAGGAUUUAGUUCACUUCAUGAGAAAUGUGGAGGAAAGGUGUGUUUCAGAAAUGGAUCAAUUCUGCCAAAAAUUUUUAUCCAGAAAAUAUGUCAGACAUUGAAGAACGUUUUAAAGACAUGUGUGAAUCUGAGGUCAAAAUUUAUCUGUGAGUUUACAAGUGCAGUAAAUAUGCAGAGGAUAUUGUGUUGUCAUUGUGUCAAAACUGACAAUUUCCAAAAAAAAAAUGCUUCGGUCCUCAUCAUGAACAUUAAAACAUGUGCUUUAAAAGUAACUACUUUUAAUUUGCAAAAAAGCUAAUUUCUAGUUCGUUUGCAACAGUGUUUUUAAACAAAUAUAAUGCAAAUUCAUGUAGUUUUGACAAGAUUAGUACAUUUCUCACAUUGAUUACAAGGAAUCUGGUAGCUUGAUAUAUCUAAAAAAAAAUUACAAAAAAAAUUGAAAUUUCAGUACAUUUUUGGUUUAUAUAUUUAGUUUUUAACUAACACUUUUCAAUACUGUGCUACAUUCAACAAUGUAUCUUAAGGUUCUUGCUUAAAAAUAAUUUUAAAAA
This is a messenger RNA of Saccostrea cuccullata (small rock oyster), 1209 nucleotides long. RefSeq names its product secernin-2-like. The transcript is spliced from 5 exons. NCBI's taxonomy places the organism in Eukaryota, Metazoa, Mollusca, Bivalvia, Ostreida, Ostreidae. Gene Ontology annotation, biological process: proteolysis. The record is from RefSeq and is a predicted model, not a curated record. Gene Ontology annotation, molecular function: dipeptidase activity; cysteine-type exopeptidase activity. Bases 1 to 759 code for a protein of 252 amino acids.